AUAACAGCGACUAGCACGGACGAGCGGCGCUCAGUUCUUUGAGGGUAGUUAGUUGGACAACGGCGUUGCCGAAAACGGGCCACCUCAGUUGCCGCACAACCAAUUUUUGGCCAUGUACAUAAAACAAAACCAAACCGGUUAAAAUCAAACACAAAAUGCAAUUAGCCAACUACAGAGGGCCACUAACAAGCACCGCAGAAGUCAACAAACUAACUAAAAAGUGCCAUCAACUAAAUUAGUGCAAGCAGCCAACAGCAGGCAGCAGGCAGCCGAAGGAGACAGGUAGGAGAGGGCCAGACGGAAACGGAAAUGCCCAUUGAGCCGACAACGCCACCGCCUGACGACUGCAACAACAGCAAUAUAAGUAACGAUACAACACUGCCCCCCACACUCACACAUGUAGCUUCUCUGUGAGUCAGUGCAUUCGGUGUGUGUGUGUGUGUGUGUGCGUGCGCGCGUGUGAGUGAGCCAACAAAUUGUUGCGGCUAAUAGAACAGGAAGCGAAGGAGGAGGAGCAGCAGCAGCAGCAGCAGCAGGAGGAUAAGCAAUUUUCAUACGCCCCCAGUUCGUCAGCGAAAAUCAUUCAAAAUUCAUCGUCUAAACAAAACGGAUGCAGCGCGCACAAGAGAAAGAAUUUAAAUCGCAAAUAGAAUCAAUCAAUCAAAACCGUGCAUAUCAACCGAGAGAAAACAGAAACCAGAGAACCAUAAUCAAAGUUCUUCGUUGCAUUUAACGGACACCAAGGAUAUAGAUACUUGUGUCUCUGCCUCAGCCCCUAGCACUCUCUGGCACGGCACUCUCUGGCACUCUCUCUCGCCGACUACCGAAUCGCCUGUGAGUGUGAGUGUGUGCGUGCUACGGGUCAUUGCAUGCCGCGGAUGAGCCGCGGAUUAUGUCACGUGACGAAUAUAAUCCAGUGAAUAGCUCUGGUGUGCGCAGUCCGGGUCGCGUGCGGCGGCUCCAGGAAUUGCCAACUGUCGAUCGGUCACCAUCACGGGAUUACGGCGCCCCACGCGGAAGUCCUCUAGCAAUGGGCAGUCCAUACUACCGCGACAUGGAUGAGCCAACCAGUCCCGCCGGAGCGGGCCACCAUCGCAGCCGGAGCGCCAGCAGACCACCGAUGGCCCAUGCCAUGGACUAUCCAAGAACCCGCUAUCAGUCGCUGGAUCGCGGGGGCCUCGUCGAUCCGCACGAUCGGGAGUUCAUACCUAUACGCGAGCCCCGCGAUCGUUCGCGGGACAGAUCGCUGGAGCGCGGCCUCUACCUAGAGGACGAGCUCUAUGGGCGGUCGGCACGCCAGAGUCCCAGUGCCAUGGGCGGCUACAAUACGGGCAUGGGGCCCACCUCGGACCGCGCCUAUCUGGGGGAUCUGCAGCACCAGAACACCGAUCUGCAGCGGGAGCUGGGCAACCUCAAGCGGGAGCUGGAGCUGACCAACCAGAAGCUGGGCAGCUCGAUGCACAGCAUCAAGACGUUCUGGUCGCCGGAGCUUAAGAAGGAGCGGGCCCUGCGCAAGGAGGAGAGCGCCAAGUACAGUCUGAUCAACGAUCAGUUGAAGCUGCUCAGCACAGAGAAUCAGAAACAAGCUAUGUUGGUGCGCCAGCUGGAGGAGGAGCUUCGUCUAAGGAUGCGACAGCCCAACCUGGAGAUGCAGCAGCAAAUGGAGGCCAUCUAUGCGGAGAACGAUCAUCUGCAGCGAGAGAUCAGCAUCUUGCGGGAGACGAUCAAGGAUCUGGAGUGCCGGGUCGAGACCCAGAAGCAGACUCUGAUUGCCCGCGACGAGAGCAUCAAGAAGCUGCUGGAAAUGCUGCAGGCCAAGGGAAUGGGCAAAGAGGAGGAGCGCCAGAUGUUCCAGCAGAUGCAGGCCAUGGCCCAGAAGCAGAUGUACAAUAACUACACGGGCAUCAGCGGAUGCAGCCCCCCACUGCCAGACAUUAUCGGACAAUAUUACGGCCCGCCUGCGCACGCAUACGGCCCUGGCCCCGUCCCGGGAAACGGCUAUGGUAACGCGUACGAUCUGUACGGACCCUCUACAUCGUCGGGAGGAUAUUUAUAUGACCCGGGCGCAGCUGCUGCUGCAGCGGCCGCUGCCCAGAUCUACGGCCAGAGCCAGACCUCGCCCAUACGCCGGAGGCGCUACAGUAUCGCCGGACUGCCCUCGGCCACCAUGUAUAACGACGUAUACGGCUACCCGGCCCCGCCCCAGCACCAGACGAGCUCCUCGAACAUCGUUAACCUGCUGAACGAGGCCCACAAGUCGAUAUCGCGCUCCUCCCAGAUACUCAAUCUCACAAACCAGGCGCGCCAGUUGGGCCAACUGGUGACCACUCCCCUCGGGGUGGGCGGUGUCGGAGGCGGCCGGGUAGUUUCCAGCUACCCCACCCUGCACCCUGGCGAUACCUCGCCCCCGUAUCUCAACGACAAUCUGCUGCAAAUGUCCACGAGCUUCUCCUCCCAACCGAACAUGUACUUCCAACCGCAGCCGCAGCAGGUGCCGCUCCCCACGCAGCUGACGGCCGCCCAGAGCGCCGCUGCAGCGGCUGCGCGCCUGAGGCCCGCGUAUUCCGUCACCAACCUGAUGUCGGGAUAUCCGGGCUCUGCCGGCCAGGGCAUGGGAAUGGGAAUGGGAAUGGGACUCGGAUUGGGGGGCUGCAAGUAUGGGAUGACGGGCUACGCGAAUCCCUAUCAGAGUGAGAUGCAGCCCUCCUCCGGCUACGGAGGACUUGGACUGGGCCUGGGACCGUUCCAGCAGCGGCAGCUCAUGUCACACUCCCUGCACGCCUCCAACCCCGCCAUCUCGCAGUACUAUCAGCAGCAGCACCAGCCGUCGGCCAGCUCCGCCGCGGCCCUGGCCUACAAUCUGCAGCAGCAGUUCGCCGGAAGCCAUCAUUACGGGAGCGGGGGACAGCCGCCGCUGGGACACUCGCACAUCCAGGCCUCGGUGCAGCAGCAGAUGCAUCCGCAGUACCAGUACCAUGUGCACCAGCACCAGAACCACCUUCAGACCCACCCCCUGGCGUCGCUAGCCAACACGAGUGGAACGUUCGGAGGCACUCUGGCCAGCAGUGCCAGGGACGCGGUCGCCGGAGGCGCCUACGAGGGACUGCAUCACUCGCAUCCGCAUCACUCGCAUUCGCAUCUGCAUCCGCACUCGCAUCACCAUCACUCGGCAUACCCGCACUCGCAUUCGCACCAUCAGCAGCAGCCGCAUCAUCACCACCAUCUGCCAUACUCAAAACUAGACUUAGAUUAUCCGAAACUGCCGCAAGAGCAUAAGCGACAAUUGGACGAAUUUCGUCUUGAAAUACAAAGAAGGGAUCAAGAGAUCCUGGCGAUGGCGGCCAAAAUGAAAACACUGGAGGAGCAGCAUCAGGACUAUCAGCGGCACAUAGCCGUGCUCAAGGAGUCGCUAUGUGCCAAAGAGGAGCACUACAACAUGCUGCAUUCGGACGUGGAGGAGAUGCGGGCCCGCCUCGAGGAGAAGAACCGCCUGAUCGAGAAGAAGACCCAGGGCACCCUACAAACGGUGCAGGAGCGCAACCGUCUCACCAGCGAGCUGACCGAACUUAAGGAUCAUAUGGACAUCAAGGAUCGCAAGAUCAGUGUGCUGCAGCGCAAGAUCGAGAACCUGGAGGAUCUGCUCAAGGAGAAGGACAACCAGGUGGACAUGGCGCGAGCCCGCCUGUCAGCCAUGCAGGCCCACCACAGCAGCUCCGAAGGUGCUCUGACCAGCCUCGAGGAAGCCAUCGGCGACAAGGAGAAGCAGAUGGCCCAGCUGCGCGAUCAGCGCGAUCGGGCCGAGCACGAGAAGCAGGAGGAGCGCGAUCUGCACGAGCGUGAGGUGGCUGACUACAAAAUCAAGUUGCGCGCCGCCGAGAGCGACGUUGAGAAGCUGCAGACCCGCCUGGAGCGGGCCGUCAACGAGCGCGAGAGGCUCGAGAUCAAGUUGGAGGCUUCCCAGAGCGAGCUGGGCAAGUCGAAGGCGGAGCUCGAGAAGGCCACCUGCGAGAUGGGACGAAGCAGCGCCGACUGGGAGUCCACCAAGCAACGGAUCGCCCGCCUCGAACUGGAGAACGAGCGGCUGAAACACGAUCUGGAGCGUUCCCAGAAUGUACAAAAGUUAAUGUUCGAAACGGGCAAGAUAUCGACAUCAUUUGGCAGGACCACGAUGACCACGUCCCAGGAGCUGGACCGGGCCACGGAGCGGGCCGACAAGGCGGCCGCCGAGCUGCGACGCACCCAAGCAGAGCUGAGAGUCACACAGGGCGAAACUGAAAAACGUUUUUCGGAUGCGGAACGGGCACGUGAAGAGGGCGCUGCCCUGCAGGAGAAGCUGGAAAAGAGUCAGGGCGAGGUCUAUCGGCUGAAGGCGAAGCUGGAAAACGCGCAGGGCGAACAGGAGAGUCUGCGCCAGGAGCUGGAGAAGGCGCAGAGCGGCGUCUCGCGCAUCCAUGCCGAUCGCGACCGGGCCUUCUCCGAGGUUGAAAAGAUCAAGGAGGAGAUGGAGCGCACCCAGGCCACGCUGGGCAAAGCGCAGCUCCAGCAUGAGAAGCUGCAGAACUCGCUGGACAAGGCCCAGAACGAGGUCGACCACCUGCAGGACAAGCUGGACAAAGCGUGCACCGAGAACCGACGCCUGGUGCUCGAGAAGGAGAAGCUCACCUACGACUACGACAACCUCCAAUCGCAGCUGGACAAGGCUCUGGGACAGGCGGCGCGCAUGCAGAAGGAGCGCGAGACCCUCACCCUAGACACUGAUCGCAUCCGGGAGAAAUUGGAGAAGACUCAGAUGCAUCUGGCGCGCAUCCAGAAAGAGCGGGAUCAAUUCUCAGACGAGCUGGAAACGCUCAAGGAGCGCUCGGAGUCCUCGCAGACGCUUCUCAUGAAGGCGGCUCGCGAUCGGGAGGCGAUGCAAACGGAUCUGGAGGUGCUAAAGGAGCGCUACGAGAAGUCGCAUGCCAUACAGCAGAAACUCCAGAUGGAGCGGGACGAUGCCGUGACCGAGGUGGAGAUACUCAAGGAGAAGCUGGACAAGGCCCUAUACGCCAGCCAGAAGCUGAUCGACGAGAAGGACACCUCCAACAAGGAGUUCGAGAAGAUGCUGGAGAAGUACGAUCGCGCCCAGAACGAGAUCUACCGCCUGCAAUCUCGCUGCGACACCGCCGAGGCUGAUCGCGCCCGCCUGGAGGUGGAGGCGGAACGAUCGGGCCUAGCCGCCAGCAAGGCCCGUGAGGAUCUGCGCAAACUCCAAGACGAGAGCACGCGGCUCCAGGAGGCCUGCGAUCGUGCGGCACUGCAGCUGAGCCGGGCCAAGGAGUGCGAGGACAAUGCCCGCAGCGAGCUGGAGCACCACCGAGAUCGCUUCGACAAGAUGCAGACGGACAUCCGCCGUGCCCAGGGCGAGAAGGAGCACUUCCAGUCGGAGCUGGAGCGCGUCACCUACGAGCUGGAGCGGGCGCAUGCCGCCCAGACCAAGGCGGGAGCCAGCGUGGAGGCUGCCAAAGAGGAGGCCGCCCACUACGCGGUCGAGCUGGAGAAAAUGCGCGACCGAUACGAGAAGAGCCAGGUGGAGCUGCGCAAGCUCCAGGACGUGGACACCUUUGGGCGGGAGACGCGCCGCCUCAAGGAGGAGAACGAGCGGCUGCGCGAAAAGCUGGACAAGACGCUCAUGGAGCUGGAGACGAUCCGCGGCAAGUCGCAGUACGAGUCGGAGUCGUUCGAGAAGUACAAGGACAAGUACGAGAAGAUCGAGAACGAGAUCCAGAACAUGGAGUCGAAGCUGCACGAGACCAGCCUGCAGCUGGAGCUCUCCAAGGGAGAGGUGGCCAAGCUGCUGGCCAAUCAGGACAAACAGCGCUCGGAGCUGGAGCGGGCUCACAUCGAGCGCGAGAAGGCGCGGGACAAGCACGAGAAGCUGCUGAAGGAGGUCGAUCGUUUGCGCCUACAACAGUCCUCGGUGAGCCCCGGCGAUCCGGUUCGCUCCUCCGCCUCCACCUCGGGGUUGUCGGCGGGCGAGCGGCAAGAGAUCGACCGGCUGCGCGAUCGCCUCGAGAAGGCGUUGCAGUCGCGCGAUGCCACCGAACUGGAGGCCGGUCGCCUAGCCAAGGAACUGGAGAAGGCGCAAAUGCAUCUGGCCAAGCAGCAGGAGAACACCGAGUCCACGCGCAUCGAGUUCGAGCGCAUGGGCGCGGAGCUGGGACGCCUCCACGACCGCCUCGAGAAGUCCGAGUCAGAGAAGGAGUCGCUGCGCCAGGCCAGCCGCAGCGCAGGCGCAGGCCCAGGGGCAGCCGGAGGUGCUGCCCUUCCCCAGCUGGAGAAGCACGUGCAGAAGCUGGAGACCGACAUCAAGCAACUGGCCAUGGAGCGGGAGCAGCUCGUCCUGCAGCUGGAAAAGAGCCAGGAGAUCCUCAUGAACUUCCAGAAGGAGCUACAGAACGCCGAGGCGGAGCUGCAAAAGACGCGCGAGGAGAACCGGAAGCUGCGGAACGGCCAGCAAGUGCCAGCGGCAGCCCCCGCCGAAAUUCAGGCCAUGCAGAAGGAGAUCCAAGCGCUCCAGCAGAAGCUGCAGGAGUCGGAGCGAGCUCUGUCCGCGGCAGGACCUCAGCAGGCGGCGGCGGCAACAGCGGCGGCGGGCGCCCGCCCCGAAGAGAUCGAGCAGUGGCGCAAGGUCAUCGAGCAGGAGAAAGGACGCGCCGACAUGGCCGACAAGGCCGCCCAGGAAAUGCACAAGCGCAUCCAGUUAAUGGACCAACACAUCAAGGAUCAGCACGCCCAGAUGCAGAAGAUGCAGCAGCAGAUGCAGCAACAGGCGGCACAGCAGCAGCAGUCAGCGGCAGGUGCCGCAGCCGGAGCCGGUGUCGAUGCAAAGGAGCUGGAGAAGGUCCGAACCGAGCUGCAAGCGGCCUGCACCGAGAGGGAUCGUUUCCAACAGCAGCUAGAACUGUUGGUCCAGGAACUCGAAAAGAGUCAGCUCUCGAAUCAGGAGCAGGCCAAGCAAUUACAGACCUCCCAGCAGCAAGUGCAGCAGUUGCAGCAACAGAUCCAGACGCUGCAACAGCAGAUGCAGCAGCUGCAGCAGGCUGGCAGUGCGGGAGCUGCCGCCACGGAUGUGCAGCGCCAGCAGCUCGAGCAGCAGCAGAAGCAGCUGGAGGAGGUGCGCAGGCAGAUCGACAACCAGGCCAAGGCCACCGAGGGCGAGCGGAAGAUCAUCGACGAGCAGCGCAAGCAGAUCGAGGCCAAGCGCAAGGACAUCGAGGACAAGGAGAAGAAGAUGUCCGACUUCGAUGUGCAGCUCCGCAAGCGCAAGGAGCAGAUGGACCAGCUGGAGAAAUCCCUUCAGACUCAGGGAGGCGGCGCGGCGGCGGCGGGCGAGCUCAACAAGAAGCUCAUGGACACGCAACGGCAACUGGAAGCGUGCGUGAAAGAGCUGCAGAACACAAAGGAGGAGCACAAGAAAGCGGCAACCGAAACGGAGCGUUUGCUGCAAUUGGUACAAAUGUCGCAGGAGGAGCAGAAUGCCAAGGAGAAGACCAUCAUGGAUUUGCAACAAGCCUUAAAGAUCGCUCAAGCCAAAGUCAAACAAGCACAAACGCAACAACAGCAGCAGCAGGAUGCUGGACCAGCUGGCUUCUUGAAGAGCUUUUUCUAAACAGUUCCCGCAAGCGAGAAAAACAAGCCCCACACACACACAGCUACAUAUGCAGAUGCAGAUAUUUACC
Molecule: messenger RNA, 7718 nt
Organism: Drosophila pseudoobscura
Lineage: Eukaryota; Metazoa; Arthropoda; Insecta; Diptera; Drosophilidae
Gene: brp
Product: ELKS/RAB6-interacting/CAST family member bruchpilot
Exons: 23
Coding region: 893-7648 (2251 amino acids)
Biological process (GO): regulation of synaptic plasticity; neuromuscular synaptic transmission; maintenance of presynaptic active zone structure
Cellular component (GO): cytoskeleton of presynaptic active zone
Molecular function (GO): structural constituent of presynaptic active zone
Source: RefSeq, a predicted model, not a curated record